GCCGGACUUAAUUAAUUUCCACAACUGGAAAUAUCCACAGUACCAGCUAUGGACUCCCUCAGUUUAACACCCCAAAUUGAAGCGGGUAUACAGCAUAUGUCAGAGUCUGUAUUUGUGGGACUGUGUCGUACAGUGGGGAUCUCACAACAGGUGGCAGUGCGGAGAGAUGUGGCAGACAUUUGUGAUAUGGUGAGGAAUCAAGCAAGAACAAGUAACGAGAUCAUGGAGAUGAGGAGUGGAAGUGACAGAGAAGGGUUCAGAAUGAAGGGAUCUGAUAUUGAUACCAUGUAUUGGUUUAAAGACCGAGUGAUCUGGGACUUAUCUCAGACCCAGUUUUACAAUGUACACAAACAAGCCCCAAUUCUCUCUGUCUCUUCUGAAAGUCCACCUGGAUUUACUUUACUUCAAUUACUGACACCAAGAGCAGAGAGCAGAGUUAUCUCAGCAUUAGUCACAAUGAAUGGUGGACAUUAUAUAUCUAGUUCUAAAUAUAGAGAAAUCACAUGUUCGCUUGUAUUGCCUAACUCUACAGUACAUGGUCCAUGUGGCAGUGGAGUUUUCGAAGGAUCACUAGAAUAUGACACUGCCCACUGUUUUGCUAGUGACUUUUGGCCUCCGUCUGCCUCGUCAUGGAUAGACAGAUGUCACACAUGGCCCCAGCCACAGGUUGUUCGGGAUAUAGUCAGAAGUGGAUGUCACUUUGUAGCAAUAGGACACAAAUUAGGAAAUCAUGAAAGCAAUGAAUGGAGAAUUUCAUUUUCUCUGGCAGAACAAAAACUUGUGUGCUCAAUGAACCACUGUCAGUUCUUAACCUACGGUUUGCUGAAAUUGUUCCUAAAAGAAGUAAUUAACAAUGGAGUAGGUGACAAUCAGAAAUUACUGUGUUCCUAUCACAUGAAGACAGCAGUUUUUUGGAUGAUUCAACAAAACACAAUACAUAAUUGGUGUCCACAGAAUCUUCUGAAAUGUUUCUGGUACUGCUUUAAACUCAUCCUUAAAUGGGUGUAUGAGGGAAUCUGUCCAAGCUUUUUCAUUCCAGAAAACAACAUGUUUCUCAGUAAUAUUCAUGGUGAAGCACAAAACAGAUUAUUUGUUAGACUGUUUGAUUUUUAUAAAAUAGGUUUAGCAUCCCUGCUACACAGUCCCUCCCUCAGGUCCUAUAUUGUAAAUGUCCUUUACAACCCCAGACUCAGUAUUUGUACAAAUGAACAUACUCUGGUAUCUGAGGUUGAGUUUGAUAAAGAAAUGUUUAGAGAGAUAAUUGAAAAGAGUUCACUACCCUUAUCAGACCUUUACCACAGUAUGAAGUACCUAAACAUAGUAGAACAGUUGACAGUCUCACCCCUGACACAGUAUCAAGUUCUCAUGUUACAGGUACUUACAACCUCCUUCCUUCAGAGUGCUGCUUUUACAUUACAAUACAUAUACAGUAGCACUAAAAACAAGCUGAUGUAUAUUGCUGAAAGAAUGUCCUGUCAAAUGUUGAAACUCACAGCCAAGUUUGGGAGUAUUUCUCACAGGCUGUACAUUGCAAUGUAUUAUUACAAGACACUCAGAUACACAGAAGCUUUGUCUGUGAUAGAGAUGACAAAGGUCAACUUAGCACAGCCAUAUGUGAUGUAUGACGAGACAGUAGACACAGAGAGGUAUACCGAGGCUGUAGGGGGACAGUCCUGGUCUACAAAGUUAAGAGAUGCUGUAGCAUUGGAUAUCAUAUUACACAACAGAAUCAUUUAUAUCAAUGAAUUAAUGACAGAGCAGAUGGUUUCCUUACAGAACCAUAAACCUGUAUUGCACAUCCCACCCCUAGUUGUGUUACACAUGCUGGAAUUCCUGUGUUACAGACAUAUUGACACAAUGAGAGCAAAAACAGCUCUUAGUGAUCUACUGGUCCUCCUUUACCAUGAUCAGGGGGUGUAUGUAGCUGUGGGCUUAAGAGACAUAUCAUGGCAGAUCCUGGGUAUCUGUCAACAGAUCUCGGGGAACCUCCAGGCUGCUCUAUACUCCUACCAACAAUCACUCAGGCAAUUUCCACUCCAUAAAAUACAAAGUGCUACACUGAUGAGAAUACAUGAACUCAGAUUUUAGUACUGUACGUCAGUUUAUGUGGCUUUGACUAUUGAUACUGAUUUACAACAAUUAUACAUGUACAUCAAACAAUACUAUUUUACUCGACCAUGCAUCCAUGUUUAAACUUGUGCAAUUUUUUUCAAUAAGAAAUAGAGAAAUAUUAUGCAAUUUAGCAAGGUUUUUUUUUUUAAAAAAGGCUUUGCAUGGGCCUAAGAAACUUAUAAAGAUUUUAUAUAUUUGUAUAUAGUAUAUUGUUACUUGAUUGUCAUAUAAUUGCAUUAAACCAAAGCAAUAUAUGUCUAUCAAGGUUUCAAUAAACUAAAGUAAAUCAGUCAAGCAAUUCAAAUGUGAGGACUUCAGAUAUUUGUGUUAUAAGCUGCUUAACAUGGAAUAGAUAUGCUAGCUGUUAGCUUAAUUCAUCUAUGCCAUAUCAGUUCAUCAGUACACAUGGAACUUAAUUCGUAUGUCAGUUUAGUUGUUUACACCUAAAAUCCUAUAUUCUCACUGCAACAUGCUAUAAAUGGCAUAUUUUGGCAAAUUAAACAUAAAUCAUUGAAUAUUUUUACAUCAGUACAUGAAACCCAAAGUAUCAGAUUGGAUUCGAAAACUUGCACUAAAAAUCUUCAUGCUGAAACUAUUUUGUAAACAAAUUUAUAGAUGAACAUGAAUUUUCAAACCAAACAUGUACUAGAUGUUGGAAUCAGAAAGAAAACUGAGAAAAAUAAAAUCAAUUGAAUUAUUAUGAAAUACUUUAUGCUUUCAGCCCAUAGUUGCUUUACAUACAAUUAUGUAUAUUUAUAAUGCAUUAGUUUUGUAUAUUGUGAAAGCUUAGGUCUCUCUUGCAACCAUUUCAAUCAAAGUUAUACAAGCAAGUCGAUAUUCAAUGGUUACAGGACAAUAUAAUUAUGGAAAAUACAAUGUACAAUUCCAGAACAAAAGAUAUUUCUGCUAUCUACCCCAGUAUUGUCAAUAAAAAUUAAUUAUA
This is a messenger RNA of Ostrea edulis (European flat oyster), 3055 nucleotides long. RefSeq lists its product as uncharacterized. The transcript has 2 exons. NCBI's taxonomy places the organism in Eukaryota, Metazoa, Mollusca, Bivalvia, Ostreida, Ostreidae. The coding region runs from base 49 to 2088 and encodes 679 amino acids. The record is from RefSeq and is a predicted model, not a curated record.